GCCGCCUCCAAUCGCAACCAGUUCCAAAUAUCAGAUUGCUUUCUGCCUGUUGGGCCUUCUUUUUAGUCGCAGGUCCUCCAUAUUCUCUUGGGGUUCGACAUCAAAGUUGCCUUUUCUCGUGGACUUUCAGAUUCAGCGCUUCAUUAACCCCCCUCCCCCCCUGAGUCGUCUGCAUCAUGUCGGAGGAAGACAAAACAAUUGUUAGCAAGCCGUCGGCUGGACCGAAUAGUCCUAGACCAGAGUCUCCGACCACUGCGCGCCCUCUGGAAUUCGACGAUGAAUUCCAGGAGACCGGUGUCACAUCCGCCCCAGCUUCAACUCACCAGACUGCCACGGAAGCCGCCCCGCCAAAGCCGCCCCGCCCAUUGAGCCCCCAGCAACAAGCGGAGAGCACCCUCAAAGAGGCUUUCCCAACUAUCGAGACAAGCGUUGUCAAGGCUGUGUUGGUGGCGAGUGGCUAUGACGUGGAACGAGCUUUCCACGCUCUUCUUGGAAUGACCGAUCCAAAUGCUCAGGAAGAAGUCCUCCCGCCAAAACCCCCCCGCCCGUCUGCAGCGCAGCGACAGCUAGAAGCUGAUGAGCUUUAUGCUCGUCAACUUGCCGAACACUACAACCGACGUGCGCAGCCACCGCCACCGCACUGGGAGAACGACCAGUACCGCCGGCAAAGAAGGGAAAGUGAGCAGUCUGAGGAGAAGGAGUACAACUUUUUCGAUGAUGACCUCCCCGUGAUUCGUGAAAAUAUUCGCAAGGGCUUCCUUGACACUCAGACGAAGGUUAACUCUUGGGUCCAGAACUUGAAGAAACGUCUUGACGGCGAAGAGGAAGACGCAGGUCAUCGUGCCACACAAAGCUAUGGCGAGGACAGCUACGGUCGAUCGCGACGCAGUGGGGAUCGAGAACGCUACGAUGCGGACCCUCAAGUUUUGAGUGAUGAUUUCUCUGCGCUUGAGCUGAGGGAUGGGGAAGCUCCCCCUCCCCGACCCCCAAGACCGCUUGCCAACCCUAAUUUGUACAAGACCUCACUACAUUCACCGGAUACACGCAAGGUUUCCUUCCAGGACGGCCCCCCUACUGAAAUUGGCAGCCUUUACGAUGCAUCAGAGCCCGUCAAGCACCAACCGGCUGCUGGAGGCAAACCAAGUAAAUGGCAGCCUCUGUCGACGGUCGAGCCGUCUCCUAUUGGGGACAACGACCCGUUUAGCUUAGGCGAUAGUGACGACGAGAGGGACACCAAGGCCAAGGAUCAAACCCCUGAGGAAAGUGAUCGCGUAAAGAAAGCCGCCACUGAGGCCACGGCUGGGGAACUUAAUACCUCGUCCAAGGGAUAAUGGUGGGAAAGCUGUUCUAAGCCUGUCUUGUUUUGGCCUUCUUUUACGGCCUAUAUAUUUAGCCUUGCGUUUUCUAUGCAUUAUCCUCAUGUCAUUCCAAGCUAUAUUGUCCUGUAUUCCUUAGGUUGAUGUUGAUGAUACCAGAGAUUGUUCUACGGAGGCAGAGUAGUUGAGAGUAUAUUAAAUUCUUCUUCGCAUCCCAGAGAAAGUAUAGUCCAAUAGUAUGAUCAUUUUUAUCAUAAAAAUGCGAAUAACAGGGUAUCUUGA
Aspergillus ochraceoroseus IBT 24754 is the source of this 1598-nucleotide messenger RNA. RefSeq names its product CUE domain-containing protein. The record is from RefSeq and is a predicted model, not a curated record. Gene Ontology annotation, molecular function: ubiquitin conjugating enzyme binding; ubiquitin binding. The transcript is spliced from 5 exons. Bases 177 to 1331 code for a protein of 384 amino acids. Gene Ontology annotation, biological process: ubiquitin-dependent protein catabolic process. Lineage: Eukaryota; Fungi; Ascomycota; Eurotiomycetes; Eurotiales; Aspergillaceae. Gene Ontology annotation, cellular component: cytoplasm.